AUGAGCAGCGGUUCUGAAAGUGAAUAUUCCAAGUACUGGAUAGACUGGUUUUUGGAUACAAAGGGAAAUGAAUAUUUCUGUGAGGUGGACGAGGAAUUUAUUAUGGAUCGAUUUAAUUUGACUGGUUUGAGUGCAGAGGUUCCCAAUUAUUUUGCUGAGGCCUUAGAUCUUAUUACAGAUAAUCUUGACUUGGAAGAAAUUGAUGAAAAAGUUAGGGAACAGCUUGAAAAAUCAGCACGGCAUUUAUUCGGCUUGAUCCAUGCACGUUUCGUACUUACCAGUCGCGGACUUAUGAAAAUGCUCGAUAAAUAUAAAAGGGCAGAAUUUGGUCGCUGUCCUCGUGUUCUUUGCAAUAUGCAAGCACUUCUUCCUGUUGGAUUAUCAGAUAUACCCAUGACGAAAACUGUCAAGCUUUACUGCCCAAAAUGCGAAGAUAUAUAUAACCCAAAAUCAACUAGGCAUGCUGCUAUAGAUGGUGCCUAUUUUGGUACAUCUCUACCUCACAUGUUGUUCCAAGUCCAUUCAAAUCAUAUACCCAUAAAAACUACCGAACGAUAUGAGCCACGUAUUUUUGGAUUUAGAAUACAUGAGAUAGCAGAACAGCAUCGAUGGCAGGAUCAAGUCAGAGAGGAGUUUGAAGCGAAACGAAGAGAUAGACAGCAACAAUAUGAAUCAUCCACCACAAUAUCAUAA
Molecule: messenger RNA, 693 nt
Organism: Mycotypha africana
Lineage: Eukaryota; Fungi; Mucoromycota; Mucoromycetes; Mucorales; Mycotyphaceae
Product: casein kinase II, regulatory subunit
Exons: 3
Coding region: 1-693 (230 amino acids)
Cellular component (GO): cytoplasm; protein kinase CK2 complex
Molecular function (GO): protein kinase regulator activity
Source: RefSeq, a predicted model, not a curated record